UGCGUGCGUGCGUGCGUGUUUGCGUGUGGUCACAGUUCCCGCCAUCAGCCGCCCUCCCUGACUGGGGGGAGCGAGGGGUCUCGUUCCUACGUGCCGGGUGUCCCUUCCUUUCCUAGCCCGGGCUCCUCCCCCUCCGCACGGACUCGGUGCUUCCGGCAGGCCAGUCGGGGGCUCCGGACCCGCAAGCGCAGUUGAGUUGAUGGCUUCAGAAGAACUGGCAUAGCUGCAGAAUAUGAGUAGCUCCCCACGAAGAGUCUAUUGCCUUUGGCACAAGCAUCAGAAUAAAGGUGAAUUGAUAUUACGUAGAGUUUUUCACUAAGUUACUGAAAAGCACCAUCCUAGGGGGAAUGCAAAGAUUAAAGAACAUUUUGCCUGUUUUCAAUUUGGAAAGUCUAGAGACAGAGAAUCUGUCAAGUGAAGGUCUAUUUUUGCUUUAAUUUGAUUAGAAGUAAUUUAUUUUUAAAGAAAGUAUGUCUCCUCUGAAGAUACAUGGUCCUAUCAGAAUUCGAAGUAUGCAGACUGGGAUUACAAAAUGGAAAGAAGGAUCCUUUGAAAUUGUGGAAAAAGAGAAUAAAAUCAGCUUAGUAGUUCACUACAAUACUGGAGGAAUUCCAAGGAUAUUUCAGCUAAGUCAUAAUAUUAAAAAUGUGGUGCUUCGACCCAGUGGAGCAAAACAAAGCCGCCUAAUGUUAACUCUGCAAGAUAACAGCUUUUUGUCUAUUGACAAAGUACCAAGUAAGGAUGCAGAGGAAAUGAGGUUGUUUUUAGAUGCAGUCCAUCAAAACAGACUUCAUGCAGCCAUGAAGCCUUCUCAGGGGUCUGGUAGUUUUGGAGCCAUUCUGGGCAGCAGGACCUCACAGAAGGAAGCCAAUAGACAGCUUUCCUACUCAGACAAUCAGGCCUCUUCAAAAAGAGGAAGUUUGGAAACUAAAGAUGAUAUUCCAUUUCGAAAAGUUCUUGGUAAUCCAGGUAGAGGAUCAAUGAAGACUGCAGCAGGCAGUGGAAUAACUGUCACCCGGACAAUUCCCUCUUUGACAUCUACAUCAACACCUCUUAGGUCGGGGUUAUUAGAAAAUAGAACUGAAAAGAGGAAAAGAAUGCUGUCAUCUGGCUCAGAAUUGAAUGAAGAUUACCCUAAAGAAAAUGACUCAUCAUCGAACAACAAGGCAAUGACAGAUCCUUCAAGAAAGUAUUUAACCAGCAGUAGAGAAAAGCAGCUGAGUUUGAAACAGUCAGAAGACAAUAGGACAUCAGGGCUUUUGCCUUUGCAGUCAUCAUCCUUUUAUGGUAGCAGAGCUGGAUCCAAGGACUACUCUUCUGGCAGCACUAACUUAGAAAGGACUAAUGUUUCAAACCAAACUCCCUCUGCCAAAAGAAGUUUGGGGUUUCUUCCUCAGCCAGCUCCUCUCUCUGUUAAAAAACUGAGGUGUAACCAAGAUUAUACUGGCUGGAACAAACCAAGAGUGCCCCUUUCCUCUCACCAGCAGCAACAACUACAAGGCUUCUCCAAUUUGGGAAAUACCUGCUAUAUGAAUGCUAUUUUACAAUCUCUAUUUUCACUCCAAUCAUUUGCAAAUGACUUACUUAAGCAAGGUAUCCCAUGGAAGAAAAUUCCACUCAAUGCACUUAUCAGACGCUUCGCACACUUGCUUGUUAAAAAAGAUAUCUGUAAUUCAGAGACCAAAAAAGAUUUACUCAAGAAAGUUAAAAAUGCCAUUUCAGCUACUGCAGAGAGAUUCUCUGGUUAUAUGCAGAAUGAUGCUCAUGAAUUUUUAAGUCAGUGCUUAGACCAACUAAAAGAGGAUAUGGAAAAAUUAAAUAAAACUUGGAAGACUGAACCUGUUCCCGGAGAAGAAAAUUCACCAGAUAUUUCAGCCACCAGAAUAUAUACUUGCCCUGUUAUUUCUAACUUGGAGUUUGAGGUUCAGCAUUCCAUCAUCUGUAAAGCAUGUGGAGAGAUUAUUCCCAAACGAGAACAAUUUAAUGACCUUUCCAUAGACCUUCCUCGAAGGAAAAAGCCGCUCCCUCGAUCAAUUCAAGAUUCUCUUGAUCUUUUCUUCAGGGCAGAAGAACUUGAGUAUUCCUGUGAGAAGUGUGGUGGGAAGUGUGCUCUUGUCAGGCACAAAUUUAACAGACUACCCAGGAUCCUCAUUCUUCAUUUGAAACGUUAUAGCUUCAAUGUAGCUCUCUCAGUUAACAACAAAGUUGGGCAGCAAGUCAUCAUUCCAAGAUACCUGACCCUAUCAUCUCAUUGCACUGAAAAUACAAAACCACCCUUCACUCUUGGUUGGAGUGCACAUGUGGCAAUUUCUAGACCAUUGAAAGCCUCUCAAAUGGUGAAUUCCUGCAUCACCAGCCCUUCUACACCUUCAAAGAAUUUCACCUUCAAAUCCAAGAACUCCUUGACUUUAUGCCUUGACUCAGACAGUGAGGAUGAGCCAAAACGCUCUUUCACCCUCAGCCAGAGACUUUGUGAAAUGUCGGGUAGUGAACAGCAGCAAGACGACCUGGAAAAAGAUUCAAAAUCAUGCAGAAUAGAGCCUGAUAAGUCUGAAUUGGAAAACUCUGGAUUUGAUGGAAUGAGUGAAGAAGAGCUUUUAGCAGCUGUUUUAGAGAUAAGUAAGAGAGAAGCUUCACCAUCUCUGAGUCAUGAAGAAGAUGAUAAACCAACCAGCAGCCCAGAUACUGGAUUUGCAGAAGAUGAUAUUCAAGAAAUGCCUGAAAAUCCAGACCCUAUGGAAACUGACAAGCCCAAAACAAUCACAGAACUGGAUCCCACCAGUUUUACUGAGAUUGCUAAAGACUGUGAUGAAAAUAAAGAAAACAAAACACCAGAAGGAUCUCAAGGAGAGAUUGAUUGGCUCCAGCAUUAUGAUAUGGAGCAUGAUAGAGAAGAGCAAGAGCUUCAGCAGGCAUUAGCUCAGAGCCUUCAGGAUCAAGAGGCUUGGGAACAGAAAGAAGAUGAUGACCUCAAAAGAGCUACAGAAUUAAGUCUUCAAGAGUUUAACAACUCUUUUCUGGAUUCAUUGGGUUCUGAUGAAGACUCUGGAAAUGAAGAUAUUUUAGAUAUGGAGUACACAGAGGCUGAAGCUGAGGAACUAAAAAGAAAUGCUGAAACAGGAAAUCUUCCUCAUUCGUAUCGGCUCAUCAGUGUUGUCAGUCACAUUGGCAGCACUUCUUCUUCAGGGCAUUACAUUAGUGAUGUGUAUGACAUUAAGAAGCAGGCGUGGUUUACUUAUAAUGACCUGGAAGUAUCUAAAAUCCAAGAGGCUUCUGUGCAGAGUGACCGGGAUCGGAGUGGUUACAUCUUCUUUUAUAUGCACAAGGAGAUCUUUGAUGAACUGCUUGAAACAGAAAAGAAUGCUCAGACACUUAGCAUGGAAGUGGGGAAGACUACUCGUCAGGCCUUGUGAGAAACAAACUCCUGGGUUAGCAGUGUGUACUGCAUAGUCUGUUGCCACCCACUCACCCUUCCUCUGCCCCAAGAGAAUUUGGAACUCUACUUGAUGCGGGAGCAACAUACAGCUCAGGGCCAAACCAAAAGACGAAAUUACAAUUAUGCGGAAUGCUCCGUGCUAGUUGUUUAUGGAAACUUUGGUCUCACAUCUGUAGCUGAUUAUCCUCUUUUUCUCCUUCAAGAGUGGCACUUCCUUCUGUCUUAGGAAUACAUGUUGUAGAUAUAUAUAUAUGUGUGUGUACAUACUUAUACACACACACGUAUGUGGAAUGAAUGGACCUUAGAGUUAGAAUGAGCCACCAGAGUAUGCCUGCUCAAAAUUAAUAGCACAGCAGUUUGGAGAAGUGAAGUUGUCAAAGGUCCAUUCACCUGAGAAAUGUAUGAAGAUACACAUAUCAGUUGGCAUUCGGCUUUUAUGUUCCUGAAAUAGUUUCACACAAGUCUGUAAUCUUUCAUAUGUGUUUCUUAUUAGUAAAGUUCACUGGAAAGCCUGCUCUCCAUGUUACACUAAUGACAGCUUGUCCUUAUCACAAAGGAGGAGCAUUUCUGCCACCUGACUUGAGCUUUUUUUUAAAAAAAAAAAAUUAUUCCGUGGGUUUGUAAUGCUUUUGCUGUUUACACGCAGUCCCAAGAAAUGGAUUGUUGGUGCUUUGGAAUGUGUUAUGAUCCCUCAUUUGGUGUUCUUUGUACCCUUUGCAUUUUCUUUAAAGAGAUUCCUUCAUACAGUCUGUUCAUUAUAUGUCAGCUAUAUUACUGUGAUGGUGAAGAGAGAAUCUUUUAUUUUUUUUCUAUAUCAUUGUUCCAUGGAACAAGCAUUACCCUAACAGAUUGCCACCCAAACUUUUAAGGGAGAGGAAUAUAAUAACCCAAUUGGAACUCCAUAGCAAGGAUACUUAGGGAUAAGGAAGAAUGUUAGCAUCACUGUUUCUCGAGCAGAGAGUUCAAGAGCAGUAUUCUUGUGCUAAAACUGUAAUUCUGGACCACUAUAAAGCUGAUAGCCCUACCACAAGUGUGAAAUUAAGUACAUGACCUAUAGGUUAAAGCUUGAACAUUUCACCAUUUGCUCUCUGACUUUAUCAUUAAACGGGAUGGGAAUUACAAAUGUGAUUCAUAUCACAAUUCCAAAAAGUUAACAAAUAACAAAGGUGCAUAAUAUAUUUAUCUUAUUUUUUAGGUGCUUUGAAUUGAGGCUAAGUGGGGAUGCAGCAUUAAGUGCUAUAUUAGUCGCUCAGCUGACAUAACCAGUUUGGUUAUGCAGCUUGUAAAACCAUAUAAAAAAUGAGUUUGAGGGUAGAAUUCUGUCCACAAAAUAAUUUUGUGAGCCCAGGAAUCAUUAGAAUCACACAAUUAAGUAUAGCAAAGUGAAACCAUCAAUAUUUUUUUUCAUGGGUGUUUUUUUCUUUUAUUAUAAAUAAGAUGAUUCAGUUCUGAGGUAAGGAUAAAACCACAUCAGGUUUUCAAGAGAAGAAAACAUAUUUUGAAAUGUACGUUAGUACAUCAUCACACAAGGUACAGCAUGUUUUCUGAAAGUUUGCCUUAAGAGAGGUCCAGUCUCACUCUUGAAACUAGGAUAUGUUCUAACAUAGUAACCUGCUCUAAAGCUUUGGAUCUUUGAACUGUAAAUGGCCCAUCACUUUUGCUUAACUACUGAUUAAAACUUUGCCUCUUGUCAUCUACCUGCAUUUUAUUGUAGUGAACAUUCUAAAAUGUUCACAUUCUGAAAUGGCGUGGUAGCAGGGUCUGCAGGAGUAGAAUAGAGCAGAGGAAAUUAUUUAUUUUUAAAAAGUAGGUUCCUAAAUUUUGUUUUCUGCAAGGAGAGCCUCUUUUUUUUUUUUUUUUGCUUGAAAAUAAGUGAUUUUCUCAUAAUUGAGUGAUCAAAUUCUUUAGCUGUUUAUUCUUUGUGUCUAUAUUUGAAUGGCACUGUUAAAAAUGAGUGGAAAUGAUUUGGAAGUCACAUUCACUAUUCUUGACUACCUGCACCACCUCUGCUGUGGAGAGUGGGGAUGAUUUGAAGUGAGGACUGCAUUAGGGCAUAAAGAAAAAUAGAAAUGCCAUAAGCCUAGAGUGCCUCAUUUGACUUGCUUUUUUGUAAUGUAUUUAUACGGUUUAGAGGUACACUUGGCUCUUCUGAUUUGAUCUUCAUGUCUUGGGCAGGAUUUAUUAAUGAAAAAUAGGCUACUGGGGUAUAUGAGUUUUUUCACAGUUCAUAUACUCACAAAAUUGGGGUUUGAUUUUACUUAAUAUCUGACCAUUGUUGUGACCUUGUCAGCCACCUUUCCAACUUUACUCCUUUACUGUUAUCCCUUUCACUGCAGUUUCUCAUUUUAUUGAUAGUGAAGGGUUAGUGACAACAGAUGGAAAUUUCAGCUGGAGCAUGUUGAUGGGAUUUGUUGUUUCUUGGAGUUGACUGUAUAUAUUUAAAAUGUGUAAGUAGAUAAUAUAUUAUUUUUUAUGCACAGUAUGAUCAGUUUGCUCAGAAUCGGGGGUGGGGUAUUUGGCAUGUUGGGGCAAGGAAGGGACAAGAUAGGUGGGAACAAUAUUUCAGUCCCAGGUAGCCUGCACAAUUACUAACCUUCCUACUAGAAAAUACCAAAUGUGCUUAUAUUACUUUAAAUGAGUUGAAUUGGAACUUGACAGCACUUAGUUCUGUAUAUGUUGGUCUUAAUUGGAAAUUUGGGAAAGGAAAAACCAAACUGAAAUUCAAACUCAAUGAUUACUAUCUAAUAAUACGGAGAAUUAAAAAGUUGCAUGUGGCCAGAUGCUAUUUUUACUUCAGUUGCCAUGGCUGUAACUUGGGCCUAUGAGAAGGUAAAUUUUUGUAUGGAAUACAUCUGUAUGCGCACUCAAGUUUCAUUUCAACCAGGUAGAAUAAAAAGCAAAUCCAUGAAUUGUUAUUCUAUUUAUAUUUUUGAUUCCAAAAGUUAUUUGUUUACUUGCCAUGGUCUGUUAAUUUCAGGCCUCAUACGAUGGCUCAGUAACAAUGUAAAUGUGUUUACAUCCUAAGACUUAUACAGUGAUACUUACAGAUCAGUUAAUUAACUCUGGAAAGCAAAUAUUAGACUACCCAUUUAUUUCUCUCCUUGAUCAAGUGUAAAAUUCUUCUAAAAGAGAAGCUUUAAAAUUAAAACCUCAACAAGUGAAUUUAUGAAUUUACUAUUAUUCCAUACUAGUACCAUUAUGUAACUAUAUAAAUAUAGUUACCAUUAUGUAACUAUAUAAAUAUAGCUCUACACAUGUACAGCUACAGAUAUAGUUGCAUAAUGAACAUUAUCUGGAAACACCUAAAAUUAAAGACAUUCUUGGCAGUGUUUUCAUAUAUAGCUGAAUAUUGAGAGUAUAGAAAGCACAUGAUGGGGGAGGGAGACAUUUGGGAACACAGAAAAAAAGGUAGUUUGUAAACUCAUUUGUGAUCUAUUAAAAAGAAAUUAUAUUAAAACAAAUAGAAAUAUUACCCUUCUCCCUCUUUCUUCUCCGUUCUCUGAAAUGAAUACAGUGGAUACUCUUAGUUAUCCAACAUUUUAAUCUCCCCCCAACCUGUUUGAUUUAAUUGACCCCUUUAGGUGGUCUUUUAAGUCAGGAAGCAAAGCUGUGUUUCCAAAUAUGUGUGGCUCUUUUAUACCAACGGGGAUUCUUAGAAAAAUCAACAAACCAGUAUCAGAUGCAAGUCACAUAAAAAUGUCCCCCCAAAACCAGAUAUUUCCUUUUCCUUCUCCCAUUCCUGCUUUACACUGAGUAAUGCUCUCUCACGAGUGUGUACAGAAACUAAACAGGAUUUCUGCCUUCUAACACCUGAUAUAUAACUUCUGACUGGUCUUUACUGAUGUGUCUUACUAACAUUCAAAAAGAAAUAAUCUGUUUUACUGGAAAGCUAGUUUUGUUAGGCCUUGAGGGUUUGGUGACAUUCUUUGUGUCUCACCACAAUCAUCGACUCCUUGUUAGCAUGCUUUGAUUACUAGACUUCAGGCAGUUUCUUUCAUUGUAUCAUAUUUAUUCAAAAUUAGUAAAUUUUCUUUUCCAUGUGUGCUAUGACUGAGGUUUUUAAGUUUUCAAUAAAAAGUGUGCCAGUAGGAAUAUAAGCAGUUGGUUUUAGUACCAUUGGGCUUCAAGUACAGAGGUUCUAAAUAAUAGACAUGUCCACUGGGUGAGAGAACAGAGUGGAUGAGGGUCUGGAUCAGGACCCAAGUGCGUUUGGUCAAAUGUUGAAACAAAGAUGGCCUAUCCACUGAACCGGUCCUUGUCGAGAACAGAGAGGGGUGGAAGGAGUGGAACCACUCGCCUCCGAGGUUUUCUUCCAUCUCCCACUUCUCUGCCUAUCAAUAUUUUUAUUUAUGCUUACAGAGAGGGAAAGCAGAAGUAAGGUUCCUAUGCUUGCCUAGUUGAGCCACUACCAAGUUUGCUGGCAGCUUUGGCCACCUUUUUGUGAGGUGAUUCUCUUUGUGUUCAGAGUGAAUUUUGAUUCUGAUUCCUCAUGUUGUUUUGUAUGGAGCGGCACAUUAUCUGUGUUUUAGCAGAACUGUUCCUCUGUACCCUUGCGGUUUUUCCUUGUUUUUGUUUCCUUUUUAAAUUAUGCAUAGAGGUUUUUUUUUUUGUGUGUGUGAAAUUAAAGCCUUUAUUAACCUUGUGUUGGUUCGACUUGUUAUUUCUGAAAAAUACAUAUUCUUGCAGCCUAACCAGUUGUUCGGGUUUUGGAAAUCACCUUCUGUUCACCUCUGACUUGGAUUUCCAUGCAGCACUGUUGCAUCUUAAAGGAAAUGGGAUGGCAGAUCAACACGUGGUCAGCACUGAGUUCUCAUCGUCUCAUCCAAGGAGCCUGUGGAGCUUUGCAGAGGUUCUGGAUAAUGGACUGUGAGCCCAGCAUCAGCCUUAACUGACUUCUGCCGUUGCUUUAAGAGUACCUGAGGGGGUGAGACAGCCUGUGCGUUUCAUACUCUAUCCCUUAGACCUCAAGCCUAGGCCCAGCAGGUGUUUCCUUCUCUGGGGACUAAUUAGCAUGGUGAAACCUCCUAAGAGCGUUACUUCUGGGCUAGUCAACUCGCUUUCAAAGAAGGGGUCCCCUUUAACUUACCACCAGAGUAAGGCAGUGAGGAAAGAAUAUGUAAAAAGGAAAAGCCAAUGCUCCAGAACAUUAGCCCGCUUGCUGUAGAUAAAAAUGAGUUAUGAUAGGGAGAAGUCUAGGAAGGCACUCAGAACUCGUCCCAUGGAGUGUUUGGCUGCGCUCCUAAGAGGGUAAACCUUGAACAGGAUGGAGACACUGGCCACCUUCUUGAAGGCUGAUGGGGCCACAGGCUGCUCGUGGGGGCACCAUCUUUCUGGAGGAAAAGGCAAAGUGGCAUUGCCAUAGGCUGCUUCUCACAAGUACAACUGUAAAAUUUCACUUCAAUUAACAAUUGCUUAAGAAAAAACUGCAGGCUGAGCAGGGUGCUGCUUUGCAUCCACAGCCAUUUGCUUCUCAAAAUAGUCCUUUUUCUUUCUUGAGGCUUUGUUGCUUCCAUUGAGGCAAAGCAGAGAAAGCAGAUGGAGUCAUCCCCAAGGCCUUGGUGAAAUCCUCAGGGGACAGGUGAGCCUAGAAGAGAGGGGCCAGAAGGCAAAGAUCACAUUCUUCCCUGUUGGAGUCACAUGGAUGUGGUAAAGAAGUCAAAAGCUAGAAGCGGAAACUGCUUGAGGACCAGGAAAGAGAUGGGAAGGAGGUAGGUGUCAUCCUGAGGUCUUGAGACUUGAUCCCUGAAUUUGGAAUGUAAUAAGAAGGACAGCAACAAGGUGAGGUAGGUU
Molecule: messenger RNA, 9226 nt
Organism: Talpa occidentalis (Iberian mole)
Lineage: Eukaryota; Metazoa; Chordata; Mammalia; Eulipotyphla; Talpidae
Gene: USP37
Product: ubiquitin specific peptidase 37
Exons: 26
Coding region: 471-3413 (980 amino acids)
Biological process (GO): protein deubiquitination
Molecular function (GO): cysteine-type deubiquitinase activity
Source: RefSeq, a predicted model, not a curated record